AUGACUGCCUUCAGAUUCGAUCCCGAAUAUCUCAAGGCCAUCGAGCCAACUCGAACAGGCGCCAAACCGCCCCUUUUCAAGACUGCCCUUGAAAUCCGCGAGUUUAUCAAUCCCAUCAUGGUUCAGAUCCUAGGCGCGUCCCCCUACCCAUCCAGCAUCAAGGAAACUAUCUUCACGCUCCGCAGCUACGAUGGAGUCGAGAUCCAAGUCACGCGCUUCGCUCCCGACAAGGCCUCGGCCUCCAUAAGCCCUACACCGGCUGUUAUCUACGCCCACGGCGGUGGCCUUGUCGCGUGUAACGUCAAGAUCUACGCUCCUCAGAUUGCCCGCCUCGCUGACGAUACCAACCUUCCCUACUUUGCCGUGAGCUACCGCCUGGCCCCUGAGAACCCGGCCCCCUGCGCGGCGGAAGACUGCUACGCCGCACUCCAGUACGUAUCCGAGCACUCCAAGGAGCUCAACGUCGACCCCACCAAGAUAGCCCUCCAGGGAGACAGCGCGGGCGGCGGCGUUGCUGCUGGUACAGCUCUCAUCGCCCGAGACCGCCAGCUGAGCCCGCCCCUGGCGAAACAGAUCCUCAUCUACCCCAUGCUGGAUGAUCGCACCGAGCUCCCUGCAAAUGAUCCCAUGCUUGAGUUCUUGUCCUGGCGGUCGAACGACAACAUCCUCGCCUGGAAUGCGUACGUCGGCGAAGAUAACCGCGCAAAGCCCAACGCCGAGAUCUCGCCAUACGCCGCCCCAGCGCGAGCAAAGAGCCUGCGGGGCCUUCCACCCACGUAUAUUGAUGUUGGAACGCUGGACCUGUUCAGAGACGAGGAUAUUGCAUAUGCUGCCCGCUUGGCUAAGGAUCAUGUCGAGGUUGAGUUUCACCUGUGGCCUGGUCUUCCUCAUGGAUUUGAGGGUGUUACCACUACAAGUUGGUAUAAGAUAUCCUAUGAGAGCCGUCUCAGCGCACUCAGUCGGAUUGGUAUUUAUUCGAGUAAAUAA
This is a messenger RNA of Ilyonectria robusta, 987 nucleotides long. Its product is annotated as Alpha/Beta hydrolase protein. Gene Ontology annotation, molecular function: hydrolase activity. The coding region runs from base 1 to 987 and encodes 328 amino acids. The record is from RefSeq and is a predicted model, not a curated record. NCBI's taxonomy places the organism in Eukaryota, Fungi, Ascomycota, Sordariomycetes, Hypocreales, Nectriaceae. The transcript has a single exon.